Molecule: messenger RNA, 1976 nt
Organism: Myzus persicae (green peach aphid)
Lineage: Eukaryota; Metazoa; Arthropoda; Insecta; Hemiptera; Aphididae
Product: probable protein phosphatase 2C 6
Exons: 9
Coding region: 252-1871 (539 amino acids)
Biological process (GO): protein dephosphorylation
Molecular function (GO): protein serine/threonine phosphatase activity; cation binding
Source: RefSeq, a predicted model, not a curated record
CGCCUGCCACCAAUAGCGAACGCCGAUCCGCGUCCGUCGGGUUUUUCGCAUCGUUAAAUUGGUAUGGCGUUCACUACAGACUUACCGCGGGACUGAGCAGCACGUCCUCCGCCUGAAUCGCCGAAUCCACCGUUAACCGGUUAACCGCGAAUUACACCGUCUCGACCGACGCCGACAAACAACAAGACGACAUCCGGUCCGGAAACAACAAACGAAGUAUAAUCGACAUCAAGCACACGGUUGAUAUAAACAUGGGCACGUAUCUGAGCAAACCGAUCACCGACAAGGAAUCUCAUGACACAGACAACGGGUGGCUGUCUUGCGGUUCUAGUUCCAUGCAGGGCUGGCGUGAGUCUCAAGAGGAUGCUCACAACUGUUUGUUGGAUUUUGACAAGAGUGUUGCACUCUUUGCUGUUUAUGAUGGUCAUGGAGGUGCUGAGGUUGCUCAGUAUGCAGCUGAAAAGUUGCCUUCCUUAGUUAAAAACACCUUGUAUGAUGAUCAAGACUACGAAAAAGCCUUGAUAAAGGCUUUCAUGGACUUUGACGACAGUCUAAUUGAGACACCCAUUGUUGAAAAAUUAACUACUCUCCGAGAAGAACUUAAUGAAGAAUGUGCUGAUGAAGAGGAAGAAAAAGAAGAACUCAACGAACUUUAUGAAGAAGCUAAAAUGCCAAUUGAAGACAUAAUAUUGAAGUAUAAAAAUAAAAUAAUAGAAAUGGAUCAGAACAAAGAAAAACGCAUUAGCAGAGAAAGUGAAGAUGAACCGAGUUCUUCUAAAGAAUCUUCAAUUUCAAAGCCCGAAUCUAGUGUUGAAUCAAAUGAUGCCUGUGGUUCUAGUAGCAGCGUAACAGAUGACGAUAAAAAAAAUGUUGGUAAUGGAAUUGAUGAAUGUAAAUCUAAAGAUGCAUCAGCUGAAAGUUCAUCAAGUUCUAAAGUCAAUGGCACACCAAAUGAUGACGAGGAAAAAGAUGCAAUUGAAAAACCUGUUCCUGGAAGUUGUGCAUUUGAAUGGGGGCCCAGCAGUAGUAAUGGGCAAAACGGUUCAGAAAAAAGUUCUGGAACUGCGUGUUUAAUUACUGAAGAUUCAGAAGAUGACACUGAUGAUGAUGAUGAUGAAAUGUUCGAAGCCUCAAUUAAGUUGGAUGAUGAAUCAGAUUCAGACAGCGAUGAAGAAGAAACACCGAGUAAUAGUUUUGUAUAUGAAGAAGAUGAAGAAGAGGAUAAGCCAGGAAAAGAUAGUGGAUGUACAGCAGUAAUGGCUCUAUUAGUAAACAAUAAACUUUAUGUUGCUAAUGCUGGCGAUUCAAGGUGUGUUGUUUCUAUUAACGGAAAAGCUCAUGAUAUGUCAAAAGAUCAUAAACCUGAAGAUGAACCAGAGUUAAAGAGGAUUUGUAAAGCUGGUGGCAGGGUUUCAAGUGAUGGCCGAGUGAAUGGAGGCUUAAAUCUGUCCAGAGCUCUGGGUGAUCAUAAUUAUAAAAAAAAUAAAGAUCUUCCAAAUACUGAACAAAUGAUAACAGCUCUACCUGAUGUGACUGUCUUGGACAUGACACCAGAUAAUAACGAUUUUCUAGUAUUAGCUUGUGAUGGUAUUUGGAAUUCAUUAAACAGCCAGGAAGUUGUUGAUUUUAUUUUGGAACGUAUCAACAAACCAGAUGUCAAAUUAUCAUCAAUUUGCGAGGAUCUGUUCGAUCAUUGUUUGGCACCCAAUACAUUAAGUGAUGGCACUGGUUGUGAUAAUAUGACAUGUAUCAUUGUUAAGUUAAAACAAAAUCAAAAGCGUUCUCGUACAGAUGACGAAGAGGAUGAUGCAGAAAGAGCUGAGACUAAAAAACAUAAAACAGAUUCAACGGAACCUGAAUCUGUACAUUAAUGUUCCUCCUGGCAUCGAAGAUUUGAUUUGACGAGCUGUUUGUAUUUGUUUCUGAAUUUUACAGAUGCAUGCGACUGAUUUAUGGAUUAAUUUCUUUCUUAAAUU